Messenger RNA from Panicum hallii, 2997 nucleotides. RefSeq names its product phospholipase D alpha 2-like. Gene Ontology annotation, biological process: phospholipid catabolic process; phosphatidylcholine metabolic process. The transcript has 2 exons. NCBI's taxonomy places the organism in Eukaryota, Viridiplantae, Streptophyta, Magnoliopsida, Poales, Poaceae. Gene Ontology annotation, cellular component: plasma membrane. The record is from RefSeq and is a predicted model, not a curated record. Gene Ontology annotation, molecular function: calcium ion binding; D-type glycerophospholipase activity. The coding region runs from base 340 to 2838 and encodes 832 amino acids.
CCUCUCGUUUUGCCCAUCCACACGGCUCCGUUCCCAAACGAAAAACAUGUGACCAUUUGCUCGCGGGCCUUUUUCUCUGCAAGUGUGAAGCCAUGCAUCUUCCUCUGAAGCAUCUUCAUUCGUCGUGUGCUGAUCGAGAGCAGCUAGCUACACUCCUGCAGCAGGAGCUGUGCCCCGCUGCCACCGCCACCGCCACUAUAAAGUGGCGGACCCUCUCUGCUACUGAGCCACGUACGGCUUCAAUCCACUUCUUCAUCGAUCUGACUGAUCACUCCUCUUCAUCGAGCUGAGGCGAGCAGCUGCGUGAGCGACCGAGCUCGUCGGAUCGGAGGAGCGGCGAUGGCGGCAAUGCUGCUGCACGGCACGCUCGAGGCGACCAUCUUCGAGGCCAAGUUCAACAUCCCCGCCAGCAAGUUCCUGGAGGGGCUCAUCCCGCGCGCCGAGGGCCGCCCCACGGGGCUCCCGCAGCUCUACGCGACGGUGGACCUCAGCCGGGCGCGCGUCGGCCGGACCCGCGUCGUCGACAGCAGCCCCGCGAACCCACGGUGGGACGAGUCGUUCCACGUCUACUGUGCCCACCUCACCGCCGACGUCGUCUUCUCCGUCAAGGCGCGGCUGCCCGUCGACGCCGCGCUCGUCGGCCGCGCCUACGUGCCCGUGCAGGACCUCGUGGGCGCCAACGAGGGCCGGCUGGUGGACCGGUGGCUCGACAUCCUCGACGAGGGGAGGAGGCCGCUGCUCAACGGGCCCAAGAUCCACGUGCAGGUGCGGUUCGCCCGCGCGGCCGCCGACCCCCGGUGGGGCGCCGGCGUCGGCGGCGCGCAGUACCCCGGCGUGCCCAGGACCUUCUUCAAGCAGCGGCAGGGGUGCCGGCUCACCCUGUACCAGGACGCGCACGUCCCCGACGCGUUCCGGCCGGGCGUCCAGCUCGCCGGCGGCCGGGCCUACGAGCCGCGCCGGUGCUGGGAGGACCUCUACGACGCCAUCAGCGACGCGAGGCACGUCGUGUACAUCACCGGCUGGUCGGUGUUCGCCCACAUCACGCUGACGCGGGACGGCAACCGGCCGCACCCCGGCGGCGGCGUCACCCUCGGCGAGCUGCUCAAGCGCAAGGCCGGCGAGGGCGUGCGCGUGCUCAUGCUGGUGUGGGACGACCCCACCUCGGCGCUCAACCUCGGCCUCCUGCCGAGCCAGAUGGGCACCAAUGACGUCAACACCUUCAACUACUUCCGCGGCAGCCGCGUGCAGUGCGUGCCGUGCCCGCGCAGCCCCGACGACGCCGCCAGCUUCGCGCAGGGCCUCAAGACGUUCGCCUUCAGCCACCACCAGAAGUCCGUCGUCGUGGACGUCAAGGGCGGCCCCGGCGACGGCGGCCGCCGCCGCAUCGCCUGCUUCGUCGGCGGCCUCGAUCUCACCAACGGGCGCUACGACACGCCGGAGCACUCCCUGUUCCGGACGCUCAACGCGGCGCACAGCAACGACUUCUACCAGGGGAACAUCCCCGGCGCGGGCAUCGCCUCCGGCGGGCCGAGGGAGCCCUGGCACGACAUCCACUGCCGGAUCGACGGCCCCGCCGCCUGGGACGUGCUCCACAACUUCGAGCAGCGGUGGAGGAAGCAGGGCGGCAGGGACGACCUCGUCCACAACCUGCUGUGGCCGUGGAAGAACAAGGAGGACGUCCUCGUCGACCUCAAAGGCAUGGAGGACGCGGUCGUGCCGCAGUCGUCGCCGGCGGCGCCCGCCGGCGACCAGGACGCCUGGAACGUGCAGGUCUUCAGGUCCACCGACAGCAGCGCCUGCGCCGGCUUCCCCAAGACCCCGGCGGAGGCGGCGCAGUCGGGGCUCAUCAGCGGCAAGGACCACGUCAUCGAGCGGAGCAUCCAGGACGCGUACAUCCACGCCAUCCGCCGCGCCAAGCGCUUCAUCUACAUCGAGAACCAGUACUUCCUCGGCAGCUCCUUCGGGUGGAAGCCCGACGGCGAGACGCCGGAGAACAUCGGGGCGCUGCACCUGAUCCCCAGGGAGCUCUCGCUGAAGAUCGUGAGCAAGAUCGAGGCCGGCGAGCCCUUCGCCGUCUACGUCGUGGUCCCGAUGUGGCCGGAAGGGAACCCCUCGAGCUGGAACGUGCAGGCCAUCCUCCACUGGCAGAGGAAGACGAUGGAGAUGAUGUACGCCGACAUCGCCGCCGCGCUCAAGGCCAAGAACAUCGACGCCGACCCCAAGGAUUACCUCUCCUUCUUCUGCCUGGGCAACAGGGAGGUGAAGCUGGAGGUCCCUCGCGAGUACGAGCCGAAAGGUCACCCUCCAGGUGGCAGCGACUACGAGCGGGCCCAGAAGGCGCGGCGCUCCAUGGUCUACGUUCACUCAAAGCUCAUGAUAGUGGACGAUGAAUACAUCAUCAUUGGAUCCGCCAACAUCAACCAGCGGUCCAUGGACGGAGGGAGGGACACGGAGAUCGCCAUGGGGGCGUACCAGCCGUCCCACCUCAACGCCGACGGCCAGGUUGCCAGAGGGCAGGUCCAUGGCUUCCGGAUGUCGCUGUGGUACGAGCACCUCGCCGAGCUCCGGGAUGAGUUCAAGGACCCGGGGAGCUUGAAGUGCGUCCGGAUGGUGAACAAGAUGGCUAGCGAGCUCUGGCAGCGCUACGCCAGCGACAAGCUGGACGCUGACCUCCGUGGGCACCUGCUCAGCUACCCCGUCGACGUCGCGAGGGAUGGCACGGUGAAGGAGCUCAAGGGGGUGGAGUCUUUCCCCGACACAGAUGCUCCGGUGCUUGGCUCGCUACAUCUGGUGGUAUCUGUUGGCAGUCCACUCACAAAUUUUAUCCUUACGGCGUAGAGGACCAACAAUGUAUAGUAUCUUGAAGGUGCAAGAUGCUAGUCCUUCAAUAAUUUAGCAGUGCCUUCUACAUUGGGUGUGCACAAGUAGUCUAUGUUUACUUCAAUGUUUACGAAUAUUUGAAUAAUAAGUUAUUGUGUCACCUGAAAUAUUUGUUAA